GCUUCUGACGUUGACUAAAACAGGAAAAGGACCAUGUUUUGCGCGCAUGCGGUGUCUCUGAAAGGUCUUGCGACUAUUCACGCACAAUGUCAGAUCUUCAGCUCAAGACCGCCACUUCCAAUUCCGUUUGCCUUUGCAAAAAUUAUGCUCUAGACAUUUGUGACGACCAUUGGUAGGGCCACUCGUGGCGACGGCCGAGUUCAUCAUAUACGUCCUGUGCCUGCCAUCCCAGGUUUCAACCAUUCCUAUUCACAGAUCGCUCAACGAAAAGACUAUCGAUCCACCUAUGGUCAUGGCCGAAUCACAUUUGCCUUUGUUCUUUGCCUUGGUCGCUGUGGCUUUGUCGGUCUUUUACUACGUCUUCACGCAAUACCGCCGCCUGCCACCUUUCCCAGUCGUCAAUGCUUACAGAAACGAUUUCAAUCGAGCAAAGGCACAUCACGAAUAUCAAACAAGAGCGAGGGAACUCGUUUCAACGGGUCUGGCUCAACACCACGGUCGUCCUUUCACCAUCAUUACGCCCAACGGCCCGAAAGUCAUCCUUUCGUCUGCACUGUCAGAUUGGGUCAAGAACAACAAGGAUCUUGAUCACCCGGCACUUGUGAGAGAUGACUUCCUCGCUGGCUACUCUGGCUUCAAUGCUCAAACCGUCUUACACGAAGGCAGCCAAGUUGUUAACUUGAUCAAGUCUAAACUGUCCAAGAACGAGACCCAUAUCUCAGUCAUGAACACCCACAUCACUGGAGUUUUGGAUCAGUCUUGGGGUGCAGAUCAGUCCUGGCAUUCCAUCGACUGGCAGAAGGAUACCACAUCACUCAUCUCGCACGCUGCUGCGUCUGUCUUCGUUGGGCCUCACCUUGCCAAAAACCCAGAGUGGCAGAGUCUUACCAACAAAUAUGUUAUGAAUUAUUUCACUGCUCUCGGUCAGAUUCGAGAGUGGCCUGCACCACUCUGGCCUGUUGCACAUCUUUUCAAUCCACUGUCUCGCACAUGCCGUCACGACAUGAAGCGUGCUCGGAUCAUGAUCACCGAAGAGCUCAGAAGGAGGAAGAGUGAAGAAACACAUUCAACAUUACCCUACAACGAUACAAUUGAGUGGUUGUCUGCGGCUGCUGGUGAAAAGCCUAUCGAUCUAGGUGCUAUGCAGUUGGCUCUUGCUAUUGCAGCGCUUUUUACCACAUCUGAGGCGCUCCGCCAGACAAUCUUGGAGAUCUGCAAACAUACAGACAUCGUCUCGCCUCUGCGCAAUGAAGUCGAAGAGGCCAUCGCUCAACAUGGUUGGACUACGGCUGCUUUGAUCAAGAUGAGACUGAUGGACAGUGUCAUGAAGGAAGCUCAAAGGACUCUUCCGGCUUCUGUCGGCCUUGAGCGCAAAGCUUUGCGCGACACGAUGAUGCCUGAUGGCGUCAAGAUUCCGGCUGGAACUCACAUUGCAGUUGACGCUUCUCUCAUGUGGAGCCCAGAAGUCUACGCGUCGCCAGAAACAUUCGAUGCCCGUCGUUACUUGGACCUUCGCGAAAAGACGGGUAGUCCGGCCCAUGCAUUUACUGCGACAAGCAAAGAGCACAUCACUUUUGGUCAAGGUAGAUCUGUUUGUCCCGGACGCUUUUUCGCUGAAACCGACAUGAAGCUCUGUCUUGCACAGAUCCUGCUCAAGUACGACUUCCGUCUCGAGGAGACAUACAAGAGCACUUCGAUAGUUAUGGGCUUCUAUCCCGUUGUGGACCCCUUUGUCAAGGUCGAAGUGCGCCGCAGGAACGCAUCAAGGAUAUGAUGUACCAGUUUUAUAGGAAUAGCCUUAGCUACAAAAGUGCACACUUCUGCUUGUUGACUUGCGAACCCGGCGGGACAAUGGGCAAACAUGUGCUAAAGUCAUGGUGAUAUAUCGAGUGUCGAGACGCCCAUGCCAUGGAGCGGCAUUGGAGCAUUCCAGGUUAUUCUCAAGAGCCCCACGGAAGAAAGGCCCCACCGGCAAUGACCGAAUCGUUUACGGCCGCAAAGACACAA
Messenger RNA from Aureobasidium subglaciale EXF-2481, 2007 nucleotides. RefSeq lists its product as uncharacterized. The transcript is spliced from 2 exons. Gene Ontology annotation, molecular function: iron ion binding; heme binding; oxidoreductase activity, acting on paired donors, with incorporation or reduction of molecular oxygen. Bases 287 to 1774 code for a protein of 495 amino acids. Lineage: Eukaryota; Fungi; Ascomycota; Dothideomycetes; Dothideales; Saccotheciaceae. The record is from RefSeq and is a predicted model, not a curated record.